Colletotrichum orchidophilum is the source of this 1368-nucleotide messenger RNA. Its product is annotated as xaa-Pro aminopeptidase family enzyme. Bases 1 to 1368 code for a protein of 455 amino acids. The transcript has 3 exons. The record is from RefSeq and is a predicted model, not a curated record. NCBI's taxonomy places the organism in Eukaryota, Fungi, Ascomycota, Sordariomycetes, Glomerellales, Glomerellaceae.
AUGCAUUGGCUGCUAUCGCUGCUCCCGGCCGCCGCCAUCUUCUGGCAACACGCCGUCAGCGACCCAACGCCAAAAUAUAACCCUCUUCCGUCCCUCCGCGAACAAGCCCGCAUUCAGGAUGCGUGGACCGAGGAGCGCAAGGCGGGCAUCCCCGCCCUCCUGAAGAAACACGGCGUCGAAGCCUGGCUGAUAAGCCAACGGGAGUACGCCGAGGAAACAGUCUUCUGGUCCCUGAAGCCGGCAUCGACCUUCUCCGCCCGCCGCCGCACAACCUGCCUUUUUCUCGCCGAGCCCCUCGCCUCCUCCAACACCACCGACGGCAGCAGCACCCUCACGCAGCAACCCGGUUGCAUCAUAGGAUGGACCUCGGACGUCUGGGAGACGCUCAAAUCGCAGCUCGAGGCCGCGAACCCCGCCACCAUCGCCGUCAACGCGCACCCAGAGAUCGCCUUCGCCAGCGGUCUCCACGCAGGCGAGUACCAGGCCAUGGCCUCCGGGCUCGGCGGUGAGUGGACCUCGCGCAUGGUCGUCAAGCCCGAGAUCGCCGUCGAGUUCAUCUCCGCCCAACCGGCAUCCAAGCUGCCACAGUACAAGGAGAUCAUGGAGACGGCGUGGGCGAUGAUUGCCAAGGGCUUCAGUGAGGCGGUCAUCGUGCCGGGGAAGACGACGACGGGUGAUCUAGAGUGGUGGUUCCGUGAGGAGAUUCUGGCGCACAACUUCUCGACGUGGUUCCACCCGAGCGUGAGUGUUGUCAACGAGGCGCUGCCUUGGACCCUGAGGUUGGAUACGACCGUGGACGAGGGUGCCGGAGGGAGGGUCAUUCAGUAUGGGGACAUGCUGCACGUCGAUUUUGGGUUGACGGCGAUGGGGUUGAACACGGAUACGCAGCACCUGGGAUACGUGCUGCGUCCCGACGAGACCGACGUGCCUCAGGAUUUGAAGGACGGCUUGAAGGAAGGCAACAAGCUCCAAGACAUUGUGAGACGAAACAUUGCCGUCGGCAAGACUGGCAAUGAGAUGCUCAAGGCGUCGCUGGGAGAGAUGCACACGGAGGGCAUUCAGGGACGGGUCUACUCGCACCCAAUUGGGGACUGGGGCCACGCUGCUGGCCCUCUCAUCGGAAUGACCAACAUGCAAGAGUAUGUCUCGGCGGCUGGCGAAUUGGCUGCGAUCCGCAGUAUGUGGUUCAGCGUGGAGCUGCUCGUAGAGCACUACGUCCCCUCAAGAAAUCAGACACUCUGGUUUGCACUGGAAGAGGAUGUAUACUGGGCCGGCGAAGAAGAGGGAUGGCAGUGGGUUUAUGGCCGACAGGAGGAGUUCCACCUUGUCAGGGCGGCCAAGCAGCAACAGACGAUGGAGGAGUUGUGA